AUGACGAAUACUACAGACGAAGGACGGGGAAUUGGGAACGAAGAACCAAUUACAGCGAGUGAAGGAAAUAUGACGAUUUCAGAGCUUAUGCAAAAAUUAAUAAUUGAAAGAAAGAGAGAAGAAGAGGAGCGUGCGAAUUUAAUCCGUCAAAAUGAUGGUUUACGAGAAGAGAAUCUUAGAUUACAAAAACAAAGGUCAAGGAUUGCUACACGCUCAAGGUCAAGAUCCAGUAGGAGUUCUUCUCGACAGAGCCAAUCUAACCGAAGAAAUGAUAGGCGAAGGCAACAUAUGGAAGUCAUUGAAGAAAACUCGCAAGAAGAUGAAAAUUUGGAAGAUCAAAGGGAAAGGAGACGUGUAAUUAACUUAGAAACUAAUCGAUAUGAACACCCACGCGAACUUCUUCGUCGUGCAAAUAUUAAUUGUGAAAGGGAAGAAGAGGAUCCAAGGCAAGGACAAAUGAUAUUACAUGGUAGAGAAAUGUUGAGAGACGAAUAUGAGCGCGAACGAGAGAUUGCACGUGCGAGAGGUAGACAGAGAAGAAAGGAAGAAUUAGAAGAAAAAGAGUUACAAAGCAUAUUGCGUCAUAUUGAUAAUCGAGUAAGGGAACGCGAGCGUCAUCGCAUAAAUGAUAUAGAUCAAGGUAGAAUUACUCCACAAGAAAGAGAAAUAUCAAGACAUCGAUAUGAUCGCACAUGCAAUGAAGAAAGACUUUAUAGAGUACAAAUUGAAGCAAAUACUGAAAGGCAUAGGCGAAGAAGAGAGGAAACUGAACAACAGGAGAUACAAGAGGCAAUACGCCAAAACAAUCAUGGGAAUAGAUUGAGACAAGCAAGAUUAAAAAGAUCCAUGCGAGAGGAUUUGGAUCAAUCAUUAAGCGAAGAAAUUCUUAAGGAGAUGGCAGAAUUAAGAGAAAUGAUGACUACAAAGAGAAAUGAUGGAAGAAGACAACUAUAG
Messenger RNA from Papaver somniferum (opium poppy), 954 nucleotides. Its product is annotated as trichohyalin-like. Lineage: Eukaryota; Viridiplantae; Streptophyta; Magnoliopsida; Ranunculales; Papaveraceae. The transcript has a single exon. The record is from RefSeq and is a predicted model, not a curated record. The coding region runs from base 1 to 954 and encodes 317 amino acids.